Molecule: messenger RNA, 5100 nt
Organism: Tetrahymena thermophila SB210
Lineage: Eukaryota; Ciliophora; Oligohymenophorea; Hymenostomatida; Tetrahymenidae
Exons: 5
Biological process (GO): cell adhesion
Molecular function (GO): carbohydrate binding
Source: RefSeq, a predicted model, not a curated record
AUGGUUUUGAUAAAACUUGCUAUAAUUUGCACCUAUUUGCUACUCAUAUUAAAAUGCUAAAUCAUUUAUUCUGAUGAAGUUCCAAUAGUGUAUUUUCAAUAAAAUAUUUUGCUUUUUAAAUAUGGAGAAGAUACUUAUUAAGGCUCAUAAAUAAUUGAUUAUUCAGCCAAAUAAUUUUAAUAAAUUCCUAUUGUAAUUCUAGGAAUAGAAUUUUAUAAUAAUUUAUGGAAUCCUUCAAAUGGAGUAGAUUUUGUACUUUCAGCAUCAUAAAUAACAAAAACUAGUUGUACAGUUUAAACAGCUCGUAAUAAUGAUAGCAAAUUAGCUGGUAUUUCUGUUAGUGCUUUAGUUAUAGAUACUUCAUAAUUUCCUUUUUUUAUUAAAAAUGAUUAAUAAAUUUAAAAUAUACAUUUUACAAAUUAUGUUUAUUCAAAGGUAUAUACCUUCUCUUCUGAUAUUCAAAAUCAAAGUAAUAAAUGUGUUUCUGUUAUAUUAACAGGUUGGAAAUCAGCUUAUGAUUCUUCAAAUAAAAUUUUCGCUCUAACUAUUUAAGUGAUUAACUUAACGGAUUCUGGAUAUACUAUUUAGAUAUCAACAGCUCAAGACUCAUAAUAAAUAAUCAAUGUAUCUUUUGCUGUAUUAGAAUACAUCAAAAAUCCUCCAACUAGUGUAUAUGGAAUAGUUUCAAAUUAUGAUACUCAAUACUAAUAACCAACAACUUAAAAUUGUUUCUUCAAUGAUUAGUGUUCAAAUUCUUAAAGAUUCUUUCCUGUCUAAUUUAAUGUUUUCAUACAAAACUCUCCACCCUCAGGAAAUUAUCAGAAUUUUUUUGUUUCUUUAAACUAAUUAUACUUCAAUACAGCAUAUGACGGUUAAGAUUUAAGAAUUAGUGUCAUAAAUUAGCCACUCUCAUCAAAUAAAAUAUAGUAUCAAUAUUCCGUUUGGGAUGGUGCUUAAUGUUUAGGAGCUACAUCAACAGCCUUAUACUUUUAUAAAAGACCUUGUCCAAAUAAUUAAUUUAUAAAUAUUAACUCUAAUAGUUGUUCUACUAUUUGCUAAAUUUAAGAUCCUUCAAAUAGCUCUACAUGCUUAGAUUGUCCUUCUGGAUAGUAUUUUUUAUAAGACUAGAAUGUAUGCUAAGCAACUUAACCUAUUGGUUAUUAUUGCUAAGUACCUAACACAUAAUUUAAUUUUAGCGUUUGCUAAAAUUGUAAAAUUUCUAAUUGCUAAUUAUGUUCAUAAAAUUCUAGUUAAUUUACUUGCACUUAGUGUGUAAGUUAGUAUUUUUUAUACAAUAACUAAUGCUAAUAAACAUAACCUUCAAAUACAUUUUGUGAUACUUAAAGUUAUAUUUGUAGUAAAUGCUUAGAUCCAGGUUGUUUAACUUGUAGCGAUCCUAGUUAAUCAUCUCCUUAGUGCUUAACUUGUGAUACUAAAUAAAAAUAAAUUUUAUAUUAAGGGAAAUGUUAUUCUCAAAGUUCUCCUCCUAAUAAUACCUUUUGUGAUUGGAACAAAUUAGUAUGCUUUUAAUGUAGUGAUAAUAACUGUCUUUCUUGUAGUGACCCUGCUAAGUCACCAUAAAUUUGCAAUAAGUGUGUACCAAACUAAUCUUUGAUUUUAUUUUAAGGUAAAUGUUAUAACUAGAAUAACCCACCUCCUAACACGUAUUGUGAUUGGACAAAAUUAACAUGUUCUUUAUGUACUGAUAUUAAUUGUCUUACUUGUUCUGAUCCUAGUAUAUCACCUUAAUAAUGCUUAAAAUGUGAUGUAUACUAAAAAUAAGUUCUUUAUUAAGGUAAAUGCUACAAUUAGAAUAACCAGCCAUCAAACACAUUUUGUGAUUGGAAUUUAUUAUAAUGUAGCAAAUGUAAUGAUUCUAGAUGUCUCUUUUGCAGUGAUCCUAAUUUACCUCCUUAAUUAUGUUUAUAAUGUGAUACUAGCUUAUAAAAGUUAAUACUAUAUUAGGGUAAAUGCUUUAGCUAAAGUGAUCCUCCUCCCUAAAAUACAUUUUGUGAUUGGGACAAAUUAUAAUGUUCUAAGUGUGAUGAUAACUAAUGUUUUACUUGUAGUGAUCCUAAUAAAGCAUCUUAAAUAUGCUUAUCAUGUGAUUCUAGCUAAUAAUAAAUUCUUUAUUAGGGUAAAUGUUUUAACAAGAAUAAUCCUCCACCAAAUACUUUUUGUGAUUGGAAUAAAUUAUAAUGUACUUAAUGUACAGAUUCUAGUUGCUUAGCUUGUAGUGAUCCUACAUAACCUCCAUAAAAAUGCUUAUUAUGUGAUGCUAGUAAAAAGAUGGUCCUCUUCUAGGAUAAGUGCUAUUCUUAAAGCUCUCCUCCUCCAAACACUUUUUGUGAUUGGGACAAAUUACAGUGUAACUUGUGUAUGAACAAAAAUUGUUAAACAUGUAGUGAUCCCAGUUAAUCUCCUCAAGUAUGCCUGUAAUGUAAUACUAGGAUGAUUUUAUAUGAAGGUAAAUGUUAUUGUGGAAUAGGAUUUUAUUUUGAUGAAAACAAUAAAUGCAGCAAAAAUUGUAAAGAGAGUUGCUAAUUUUGUUUAAAUAGUAGUGAUUGUGAUAAAUAUUCAGAUAAUCGAGUUUAUUCUGAUAAUCAAUGUGAUUAUUCUUGUUCAAAAUGUUCUAUACCCAAUAAAAACUAUGGAUGUCUAGCAUGUAGCUCAACAACUCGCUAGUUUGAAUAAAUGACAGGGUCAUGCUUUUGUAAAGAUGGGUAUAGUGAUGUAGGUGUUCCUGACUGCUAAAAUGAUAAUAAUCUUAAACCAUAACAAAAGUUAAUAAAUUAUUCAAAGGAUUUAAAUAAAUAAAAACUAAUCAAUAAUAAAUCUUAUGUAGUUGAAAUGGCUUUAGAAAUUAAUUUAGAUAACUUAGAUAGAAUUCUGAAUACUUCUAGGACAAGCAAUAAAUUCCUAAAAAGAAUAGAAUUUUACAAUAAUUUUUGGAAUCCUUCCACAGGAGUAGAUUUUGUACUUUCAGCAGCAGAUAUAACAAAAACUAGUUGUAGAAUUAAAACAGCUCGUAAAAAUAAUAGCGUAUUAUUUGGUAUUUCUGUUAGUGCUUUAGUUAUAGAUACUUCAUAACUUCCUUUUUUUAUUAAAAAUGAUUAAUAAAUUUUAAAUAUACAAUUUACAAACUAUGUUUAUUAAAAGGUAUAUACCUUUUCAUCUAAUAUCCAAAAUCAAAUUAAUAAAUGUGUUUCUGUUAUAUUGACAGGUUGGAAAUCAGCUUAUGAUUCUUCUAAUAAAGUUUUCGCUCUUACUAUUUAAGUGGUUAAAAUAACAGAUUCUGGAUAUACUAUUUAGAUAUCAACAGCUCAAGAUUCAUAAUAAAUAAUUAAUGUAUCUUUUACUGUAUUAGAAUACAUCAAAAAUCCUCCAGCCAGUGUAUAUGGAAUAGUUUCAAAUUAUGAUACUCAAUACUAAUAACCAACAACUUCAAAUUGUUUCUUCAAUGACUAGUGUUCUAAUUCUUUAAGGUUCUUUCCUGUCUAAUUUAAUGUUUUCAUACAAAACUCUCCACCCUCAGGAAAUUAUCAGAAUUUUUUUGUUUCUUUAAACUAACUAUACUUCAAUACAGUAUAAAACGGCUAAGAUUUAAGAAUUAGUAUAAUAAAUUAGCCACUUUCUUCAAAUAAAAUAUAAUAUUAAUACUCAGUUUGGGAUGGAGCUUAAUGUUUAGGAGCUACAUCAACAGCCUUAUACUUCUACAAGAAAACUUGUCCAAAUAAUUAAUUUAUAAAUAUUAAUUCUAAUAGUUGUUCUUCUAUUUGCUUGAUUUAAGAUCCUUCAAAUAGCUCUAAUUGUUUUGAUUGUCCUUCUGGAUAAUAUUUUUUAUAAGAUUAAAAUCUAUGCUAAGCAACUUAACCAAAUGGUUAUUAUUGCUCAAUUCCGAACACAUAAUAUAAUUUUAAUGUUUGCUAAAAUUGUAACAUUUCUAAUUGCAAAUUAUGUUCAUAGAAUUCUAAUUAAUUUACUUGCACUUAGUGUGUAAAUUAGUAUUUUUUAUACAAUAACUAAUGCUAAUAAACAUAACCUUCAAAUACAUUUUGUGAUACUUAAAGUUAUAUUUGUAGUAAAUGCUUAGAUCCAGGUUGUUUAACUUGUAGCGACCCUAAUUAAUCAUCUCCUUAAUGCUUAACUUGUGAUACUAAAUAAAACUAAAUUUUAUAUAAAGGGAAAUGUUAUUCUCAAAGUUCUCCUCCUAAUAACACCUUUUGUGAUUGGAACAAAUUAGUAUGCUUUUAAUGUAGUGAUAAUAACUGUCUUUCUUGCAGUGACCCUGCUAAGUCACCAUAAAUUUGCAAUAAGUGUGUACCAAACUAAUCUUUGAUUUUAUUUUAAGGUAAAUGUUAUAACUAGAAUAACCUACCUCCUAACACGUAUUGUGAUUGGACAAAAUUAGCAUGUUCUUUAUGUACUGAUAGUAAUUGUCUUACUUGUUCUGAUCCUAGUAUAUCACCUUAAUAAUGCUUAAAAUGUGAUGUAAACUAAAAAUAAGUUCUUUAUUAAGGUAAAUGCUACAAUUAGAAUAACCAGCCAUCAAACACAUUUUGUGAUUGGAAUUUAUUAUAAUGUAGCAAAUGUAAUGAUUCUAGAUGUCUCUUUUGCAGUGAUCUUAAUUUACCUCCUUAAUUAUGUUUAUAAUGUGAUGUUAGCUUAUAAAAGUUAAUACUAUUUGAGGGUAAAUGCUAUAGCUAAAAUGAUCUUCCUCCCUAAAAUACCUUUUGUGAUUGGGAAAAAAUAUAAUGUUCUAAUUGUGUAGAUAAAAAAUGUUUAAGUUGCAGUGAUCCUAAUAAACCACCUUAAAUAUGCUUAUCUUGUGAUUCUAGCUAAUAAUAAAUUCUUUAUUAGGAGGGAAAGUGCAUAUAAAAUUGUUAAUAAAUAUAAAACUAAGAAAAUCAAGAAUGCUCCUAAAAUUAAAUUAUAGAGAUAUAAGAAACAUAUUAACUCAACAAUGAUUCAAAUUAUCAAAAGUACUAAAAUUUAGUAGUAGGGUCCUCUGUUUUAGCUGUUACAUCUCUAGUACAACUAAUGAGCCUACAAUAAAAGAAAAAAUAAUCAGAUAAUACCAAACUUUUUCAUUAAACAUGA